GAUUUUCUGGGGUAGUUGCAGCUGCACUUUUUGAAUAAGUAUAACUUAAUGGCUGCCUAAUAGUGAGGGAUGUUUGUUGGCAUGGAUCAGAAGCACAAGGUGGCAGAGCAGAAAAGAUUUGUUUCAGAUCAUUAGAGGCCAUUUUUUGUCGCAUUGCUGCAACAUUUUUUUUCCCCAGAAAGGCUGCACAAAACACCACCAUUUCAGAAAGUAAAAGGAAUGACACAAAGGUCAGGUAUAAUCUGAAAACGGGAGAAAAACAGAGAAGAGAGGAAAGGAAAGGAGUAGAGAGAUGGAAGCCUGAACCCCAGUUAGCCCAAAGGCCCCAACUCAGUUAAAAGACUGGGAUGGUCCUCGAUACAACAACACCCACCAAAAUCCCCAUUAAGUCUCCCCAAAGGCUGGCACAUGCUUUAGCAUUUGAUAAUAAGACACACAUGAUGGCAAAAGCUUGACCAUCCUAACUACUGCCAUCCAUAUUUUGUUUCUAGAGGAAUAAAGAAAAUUCACUCAUCAGAAAUGAUAUGGUACACCUAGGUGGACCAAAAGUUUCAAUCUGCCAAAAUCCAGCCAUUUAUUUUCCAUUAGAUGGUAAUCCACCAUCCCUAGUAUGUUUCACUAAACCAACUCUCAACAUUCAGAACUUACCAAAAAAAAAAAGGGAUAGUAGAUAUCCUUCCAUCAUACAUGUCGCAUUUAGAGUUCGAAUUUAAGCCAUAUCUGAGUUCAAAGAUUGGCCCACCCAAGUCCGGUCAAGCCUGCAUAUAAUGAAAGACAAAAGAAUGUAGUAUUAUAGGACUCAAGAUAAGGCAGUUGCAUGCACAAGAAAAUUGGUUGAAGUUGGUAUAUCCUCUCAGACCAUCUCUCUGUUAGUGGUUGUAGAAAAUGACCUGAGGAGUUUGUAGAAGCAAUAGACCAAGAUAGAAUGAUAAAGGCCUGCAUAUAUGUAAGCAAGUCAUACCAAAAGCCUCCUAUCUUCAUGAAGAUUUCAGCCAGUAUCAAGGUUCUCAUGGCAAAGCUUCUGGUUCUGUUGUUGCUGUUGAUUUCUAAUUUAGUAGAAGCAUCUGGUGAGCUCUCUCCGUACUACUAUGAAGAGUCAUGUCCCCUUGCAGAGGAGAUCGUGAGGCAAGUCGUCACAGAAGAAGUUUACAGAAAUCCAAGGAUUGCAGCCUCUCUUCUUCGCCUUCACUUUCAUGAUUGUUUUGUUCUGGGAUGCGAUGCUUCGAUUCUUUUAGAUGAUGCAGGUGAUAUAGUUAGUGAAAAAAAUGCUGUGCCAAACCUGAAUUCUGUGCGAGGUUUCAAUGUGAUCGACCGAGCCAAGGCUGUGUUGGAGGAAGCAUGCCCAUUAACUGUGUCAUGUGCUGACAUUCUUGCCAUUGCAGCUCGAGACUGCGUCCAUUUAAGAGGUGGUCCAAGUUGGGAAGUAUACUUGGGGAGAAAGGACUCUCUGAAAGCAAGCCUUACUGCAGCGAACCAGAUGAUACCUGCCCCAAACUUCACACUUGCUCAGCUAAUUUCCAACUUUAAAGCUCAGGAACUUGACAUAGUAGACUUGGUGACUCUCUCAGGCAGCCAUACCAUUGGAAGGUCAAGGUGCACAAGUUUCAAACAGAGGUUGUAUACCCCACAAAUAUAUCUAGAACUAGACUACCACCGUAGGUAUUCAGUCUUCUUUAGCACACUGAGGUCCAUGUGCCCAGCAUCAGGCAGGGAUAAUGCUUUGGUUCCCCUUGACUUAAAGACUUCGAGGAGGUUCGAUAACCAGUAUUUCUUCAACCUCCUUCGAGGAAAAGGAUUGUUGCAGAGUGACAAUGAGCUUGUUUCUGAAGACCCAGAUGGUGAAGUGCUGAGCCUGGUAUGGGCCUAUGCAUCUAAUCAAGAACUAUUUUUCAAACACUUUGCAAAGUCAAUGAUAAAGAUGGGGAACAUCAACGUACUCACUGGAGAUGAGGGGGAAGUCCGGCAUAACUGUCGAUAUGUGAACAAGUAUUACCAUUGAGCAGGAGAUUAAACAAUAGCAAAUUCCUAUCAGUGGAUGAGUGUUGUUUUGAUGUUUAUAUGUACUACAAAGGUGUUAUUAACCUUGUUGUUGCAAUGGAUUUAGUGGUCUACCCAAAUGAAACAUGUUGAGGCUGGUUCAUGUUAUAUAUGACUAAUGAUUGUAUAUGAAAUAUGGAAAGCUGUGAUUUUUCCAA
Messenger RNA from Elaeis guineensis (African oil palm), 2195 nucleotides. Its product is annotated as peroxidase 20. NCBI's taxonomy places the organism in Eukaryota, Viridiplantae, Streptophyta, Magnoliopsida, Arecales, Arecaceae. The record is from RefSeq and is a predicted model, not a curated record. Gene Ontology annotation, molecular function: peroxidase activity; heme binding. Gene Ontology annotation, biological process: hydrogen peroxide catabolic process; response to oxidative stress.